This is a messenger RNA of Dimorphilus gyrociliatus, 1819 nucleotides long. The record is from the annotation of a GenBank genome assembly. Lineage: Eukaryota; Metazoa; Annelida; Polychaeta; Dinophilidae.
AUCAUUUUACAACACCAGAUGGCACUACCAUAAAGAUUAGAAUGUCAUAUAUUCUUUAUCAAAUUUAUCUGUCUGUAUUGAACAGUUUUAAUUUAAAGUAAGUAUAAUCUAUUAGAUAAAUGCUACUCUUUAACUUUAUUUAUAUUAGAAUAACAGAACCCAUUUGGUAAACUUAGGAAACAUUCGUAGACUUUUCAAUUACCCAUUUUUAAGUAGACCUUAUAUUCCGUACGUUUACAGGGCAAAUCUGAUGCAAUGGUUAUGAAUAAAAUACGGAUACUUCUAAUUCGAUCGUAUAAUACCAUGUUUAAUAAAUAUUUACUGGUAACGAAUAUUGCCACAUGUUCGGUCAUGUUAGGUCUAGGUGAAGUUGCUGUACAACAAAUAGAAAUGUAUAGAAAUCAUAGAGAGAAGCGAGAUUGGUCAACAGUUGGUAGAAUGAUGAUUCUGGGAGGGAUAAAUGGUCCAUUGAAUCAUUAUUGGUAUACAAAUUUAGAUAAAUUUUUUCCGGGAAGAAAUCUUGGACCAAUCGUUAAAAAGAUUAUCAUGGAUGAAACAAUUGGAUCUGUUAUGUUUACAAGUAUAUUUUUCAUUGGAGCUGGACUUUUAGCUGGUCAUACUCUAAAUGAUGCUGUAGACGAAUUGAAAUCAAAAUUUAUAACUGUAUAUAAAGCUGACUUGACUAUAUGGCCUGUAGCACAACUAAUAAAUUUUUAUUUAAUUCCUAUUAAAUUCAGGGUAAUAUUUGUAGCAUUUCUUAGUUUUGGAUGGUGUUCUUUUCUAUGUUACAUGAGUAGUGUAGAAGUUGAUAAAGAUGAGGGAGAAAUUUCAAAAGUCUCACUUAAAGCUAUAAAAGAACCUUAGUGCAAAAAACCAUUGUGCCUAUGAAUCCACUAAAGAGAUAAACUAAAGACAAUAUCUUGUCAUAAAUGGAACCUUCAUUGUCUAUUUCUGUUAUAAAAGUUAGUUGUCUAAUCUGAUUAGGAAGACGGUUGUUCUAAUAUAAUAUAUUGUAGUUCUCCACAAACCGGUAGAAUUGUUUUCUGUAAAUUUCAAUAGUAAGACUGUCUCAUAAGUCCUAAAGUCUUUGGUUAUGUAUUAGGUCAAUUUUUAUUUAUCAGGCAUAUUGUCUGAAUUACGAGAUAGUCGAAUGUAUUUAGAAUGCAAUUAUCAGUUGUGAAAUCCCAUAUAAAACAAAAAUACAUCAAUUUUGUUUGGAUUAUCUGAGUAAUCUAUGCUUAAUCUGACAGAAUAAAAGUCGUUCGAAUACUGUGAAACUGAUUCAUACAUAUAUCUUCCCGCCACAGGAUAAAUCACGUUUUAAUAGAAUGGAUAUUCACCAAAUGUCAAUUUGUUCAUUUCGAGAAACGUUAAGGAUCUUAAUAAAACCGCUGAUCCCAGAAAUGAGAGAAAGUAUUUCAUUCCGUUUCCGUUUAUUCCUCUCGCUCUCUCUUUAACCCUAUCUUAAUAUCUCUCUUAUAUUAAAAUUAUACAGAAUAAACAAUACAUUACAGAGAGACUUUGUGUAUUUUAUAUAAGACUUGAAUAUUUUUUAUGUGUACAUUAUCUGUUUUAUCGUUCUUUCUUUUGAAGCCAAUAUCUUUUGAAUAUCAAUUUACCGUAAGAUUUUUCAGAGCAAGAAGUUUAAGCAAAAAAGAAAAUAUUCAAUCUGUUUAUAUAUGUAUAUAUAUUAAUAUUUUUUCAGCUCAGAGUCUAAAGCUCAAUUGACAUUCCGUGAUAAUAUUAAAUUAUGCAAAAUAGAAGGAAUGUUUAAUAAAUGGGGAGGGAAAAAUAUGAAAAUAGGGGUGGAGGGAAUAUU